This is a messenger RNA of Strongylocentrotus purpuratus (purple sea urchin), 1607 nucleotides long. It is a transcript of the gene nudc, whose product is annotated as nuclear migration protein nudC. The transcript has 9 exons. Gene Ontology annotation, cellular component: cytoplasm. Gene Ontology annotation, biological process: protein folding. The record is from RefSeq and is a predicted model, not a curated record. NCBI's taxonomy places the organism in Eukaryota, Metazoa, Echinodermata, Echinoidea, Camarodonta, Strongylocentrotidae. The coding region runs from base 61 to 1080 and encodes 339 amino acids.
AUUCGAUGCUCAAUAAAGACUGAAAGGAAGCCUACGUAAUCCACACAAAACACGUUUAAAAUGGCCGAAGAUGACGAUAGAUUUGACGGUAUGCUGAUGGCGAUGGCCCAGCAACAAGAGCAAGGGAUUCAUCAGCUCAUCAAUAAUUUCUUUGGAUUUCUGAGGAGAAAAACAGACUUCUUCGCAGGUGCACAGAAAGGAGAAGCAGAGAAGGUUGUGAUAGGAAGCUUCAAGGCUCAUCAGAAGCUUGCCCUGGAUGCUAAGAAGAAGAAGGAAGACGAAGCAGCGACAGCUGAGAAGGCUAAAGCAGAGCGUAAAGCCAAGGAGGCUGCAGCAAGACUAGCUGCUGAGACAAAGAAGAAGAAAGAAGAAGAAGUCGAUCCACCCAAAAUACAGGAGCUCACAGAUGAAGAGGCAGACAGGUUACAAGCUGAGAUAGAUAAGGAGAAAGCAAAGCCCAGUGAAGGAACUGAAGCCAAAGGGGAUACUGGAACUACAGAAUCAAAAAAGGAAACUAAAGAAGACGAUGAAGAUGAGGAGGAGAGUGAAGAAGACAAGAAGAAGAUGAAACCAAACUUAGGCAAUGGAGCUGACAUGCCUAACUAUGUAUGGACACAGACACUAGGAGAAGUAGAGGUACACAUUCCAAUGCCAAUGGCAGUUAAAAACCGCGACCUUGUCGUAUCCAUCACUAAACGACGUCUGAAGGUCGGGUUAAAAGGUCAUGAACCUUUGCUGGAUGGAGAGUCGUGCAAUGAAUUGAAGGAAGAGGAGAGUCACUGGGUCAUACAGGACAAGAAGAUUGUUAUUCUCUACAUAGAGAAGAUCAACAAGAUGGAAUGGUGGGAUAGGUUAGUCAAGUCAGAUCCUCAGAUCAACACCAAGAAAGUCAAUCCAGAGAACUCUAAGCUGUCAGACUUGGAAGGAGAGACUCGUGGCAUGGUAGAGAAGAUGAUGUACGAUCAAAGACAGAAAGCUAUGGGAUUACCAUCAUCAGAAGAUCAGAAGAAACAAGACAUACUCGACAAAUUUAUGAAGCAGCACCCUGAAAUGGACUUCUCUAAUGCCAAAUUCAACUGAUGGUGAUUUUCAAGCUCAUCCACGUCACAAACAUAUACAACAUUCAACAUUUUAAGAGUGAAUCAAAGGUUGAUUAAACAUGCAGCUUGUUACUAAAAGAAUAUAUCCAUGUUGGACUUUUGUACAUCUUAUUUCACUAAAUGAGGACUUUGAUAUCACUCAGAAGAUUCAUGUAUGCAACAGUUAAAGAAUUCAUCAAGUAUCGUAAACCAAAUGUGUGAAUGUUUCAGGAAUAAGGAGUAGGGUUAAUGCUACUUUAAUAUUCCAGAAGUAUUCAAAAUGGCCACCGCAAGAGGUCCAUUAUUUUUACUCCUUCAAAGUAUCCAAUUUUCUGCAGUGUGCAGAAAGAAGUGUCUCACAAACUGAACAAGUAUGGCCCAUUUAAAAGAAUUUGAUUUAUAUUGCUAAAAGUUACAUUUACUACCUCCCUCUUUAAUAUUAUAUGCAUAUUCGGACUGCUUUUAUGAAGUCGACAUGAAACAUUAAAGGAAGCACUUUCAUAAUUUGCAAGCAUGCAUACAAACAAA